Vanessa atalanta (red admiral) is the source of this 1595-nucleotide messenger RNA. RefSeq names its product Golgi resident protein GCP60. The record is from RefSeq and is a predicted model, not a curated record. The transcript is spliced from 10 exons. Gene Ontology annotation, cellular component: Golgi membrane. Bases 118 to 1545 code for a protein of 475 amino acids. Gene Ontology annotation, molecular function: fatty-acyl-CoA binding. Lineage: Eukaryota; Metazoa; Arthropoda; Insecta; Lepidoptera; Nymphalidae.
AAUGAAUUUUGAUAAUACGGCGAAACGAUUUGUGCCACCAAUGAUAGUCAUAAAUCAAGAUAGAAAAGUAAAAAUCGAUUUCUGUAAAUAAUUUAGAAUAAAAUUAUCAUCAAUAUAAUGGCAAAUAGAAGUGAAGGUAAUCAAAAAGUCAACCCAGUAAAAGUACCCCUAGAAACUGACCAAGGUAUUAUAGAAAGCGAAGAACGUAAAUGGGGAUUGCCAUUGAGAGAAGUUUAUAAACAUGGACUCUCUUUUUAUAAAGAUAAAGAGGGAAAGGCCAUUCACCUUAGUUAUGAAGAUAGAUUGAAGUUGGUUGCAUACACUCAACAAGCAGCACAUGGACCUUUAGAUGUAAACUCAGCACCACCUCUUGGAGUGCUUGAUGUUAUAGGGAGGGAUAGAAGAUCAGCAUGGCAAGCCCUAGGUCAAAUGUCUCAGGUCCAAGCUAUGGCAGGAUUUAUACAUACUCUAGAUAGGUUAUGUCCUAUGUUUAAGCCAUUUUUAGAAGCAAUUCAAAAGGAUGUUGAAGAUAAAAAGCAGAGAGAAUUAAAGAAAACAGAAGAUGAAAAAGCGCAUAUGGAAUUGCAGAAUAGAAUAAUGUUAGAAAAACAAAAACAAGAAAGUUCUAAAUUAUCAGAAGAACAGCAAGUGCAAAGAAUUAAAGAUGCACUGAAUGCACAAACCUAUGACCAGUUUCUUCAGUAUGCACAACAGCAGUUUCCAGGCAACUUUGAUCAGCAAGCAAUACUUAUUAGACAAUUGCAAGAUCAACACUACCAACAGUAUAUACAGCAACUGGCAGUGGAUCAACGUCUUGCUAAUUCUAACCUAAACUAUAAAGAAGAGUCUGAUAAUGAUGAACAAAUUGAAAAAGAGGAUUGCACAAAAGAUCAUAUAUUGAAUGACAGUGAUGAGGGUCUCACAGAUAAUAAAUCCUUACAGACAUCUGAGAAGAACGAAAUGGAGUACAAUGAAGAAUCCCGAGAAGACGCAGAAGACGAAGAUGAAGAAACUGAUGGUGAUGGAGUAGAGGAGGCCCGUAUGUGGACGCGUGAAGAUAUAGUGCAGUUUAAAGAAUCAGCGCGAGCAGGUGGGGGCAUGCUCACUGUGGGUCAUGGUGAGACUGUCACUAUCAGGGUGCCGACGCACCAGCGUGCACGUUGCAUAUGCUGGGAAUUCGCCACUGACAACUAUGAUAUAGGUUUUGGACUUUUCUUUGAAUGGAGCAAAUCACCAACAUCAGAAGUGACAGUGCAUGUAGCUGAGAGUGAUGAUGAGGAUGAUGCAGAUGAUGAUACAUAUGAUGAAGAAUACACAAUUUAUGGUAAUACUGACCCAGAAGUAGGCGGUGAGAGGCGCGUGCUCAACAGUCAUCGGCCGAUGGUCAACCUCGUCGUGCCAAUAUAUAGGCGAGACUGCCACAUGGAGGUGUAUGCUGGAUCUCAUACUUAUCCCGGAGAGGGCGUAUAUUUAUUAAAAUUCGAUAAUACGUACAGUUUAUGGCGAUCUAAAACUUUAUAUUAUAAAGUCUACUACACACAGUAAUUCAAUGUUAUUUUAUAUACUAAAUACAUGAUAUAUAAUAUAAUAAUAAU